Messenger RNA from Ruditapes philippinarum (Manila clam), 3055 nucleotides. RefSeq names its product toll-like receptor 4. Lineage: Eukaryota; Metazoa; Mollusca; Bivalvia; Venerida; Veneridae. The transcript has a single exon. Gene Ontology annotation, cellular component: membrane. Bases 99 to 2786 code for a protein of 895 amino acids. Gene Ontology annotation, biological process: inflammatory response; immune response; toll-like receptor signaling pathway. Gene Ontology annotation, molecular function: protein binding; transmembrane signaling receptor activity. The record is from RefSeq and is a predicted model, not a curated record.
UGGUGUUCAAUGUAAUAGUAGCUUUGAUACAAAUCAGUCUUGCUGCUGCAACAUCAUCAUCAAAUAGUACACUCGUCCGAGAUGCCCUAGAACGAAAUAUGCACGAUAUUCUCGUGCUUAAUGAUAUGUUUCCUUCACUGGAAUCUGAAUAUACAGGGUUACGUAUCUACAGACGAAUCGAUCGAUGUAGUUGGUUGCAUGCCUGCAUAUGUCGAGAUGAAUCUAGAUAUACAAAUGGAGCAUACCGACUUAUGGUAAACUGCACACAAAGUGGUCUAGCGGAGGUCCCCUCUUUCUUCCCAAGCAACACAACUGUUCUCACACUAAAUGGAAACUCAAUACAAAAGAUCGAUUCGGAUGUUUUUAAUAAUUUAGCCGACCUGAAAUAUCUUGACCUAUCAGACAAUAGGAUUCGGAUAUUGAGUGCAAGUAUUUUUGUAGGACUCGAAAAUCUCCAUACACUUGAGCUAAGCGGGAACCAAAUUCGUUACGAUGGGCAAUCUUUAUCAAGUUUAGCGUUCAACCCGCUGAAGAAGCUAUAUCGUCUGAAUCUUCACCAGAAAUUAGAUGACAUAAGCAUAACUGAAAGGUACCCGACAAAUGCAUUGACACAACUCAAGCAGUUGAAGCAACUAUUGAUCGAUGGAAUUAAGCCUGACAAUGUUGCUACAGCCUUUUCGUUCAUGACAAACUUACGGUCACUUGACCUGAGUAGCGGGUUUGGUAGGUGCAAUUUAAAAAGUAUAGUUGCCGAUAUGUUCAAGAACUUAACAGGCGUUACUGAUUUGAAAAUAUGCAAUUGUAGCUUAGAGAGCGUUGAGAAAGAGGGUUUCUCUGAUCUGAACAGUUUGACCAGUCUUGACCUGUCCUAUAAUGAAAACCUGCAGUUUAAAAGUUUAGCUAACAUAACAUACGGUUUACAAGGCAACCAAAUGAGAGAUAUCAAACUGGUGAAAAUCCACGAGACAUUCGGUGAUUGCACACGAUUAGAAGCGGAGCAUCUCCUAUAUUUCAAGAACAUGGAAGUUGAAAAUGUGUAUCUCGAUAAUAAUCGCCUUGCAUACGUGAGCGAAGAUGCCGUGCAAUAUAUUCCUCGUAGCAUUCACAAGCUGUCUGUGACGAACAACAUGCUGCUAGCUGGUGAAUACAUUCACAAAAUCUUUGAAAAAUCUGUGUUUAGAAACCUAGCCUAUCUCACAAUGGCCGAGCAAAGUACGAAUAACGAUGCACUUAAGUUUUUUAACAACAAAACAAGGUAUAUGUUAAAAUCUAAAUUCAAAAUUAACACUUUCAAUGCUGUGUCAAUACCGGAAAAUGAUACUAGCGGUAAGAUUGGAAAUUACAAUCGAAACUAUACACAAAGUAAUCUAGUCGGAAAUAAAUUACUUCCCUUUUGCGGAAACUGUCACUUGAUGGGAAUAAGCUAUGACAUCAUUUUGUACUUUCCGGAAGAAUUAAGAGCCAUUGAUUUUAGCGGAUUGAGAAUUAGAAACGAAUUGAAAAAUAUUUGCAUUUGUGAACCAAAUUCCUUGAUGAGAAUCAACUUAGAAAGAAAUGUAUUCUGGAACUGGCAGAGUCCUAUAGGUGGGCUUUCCAACUUGCUAAAUCUUCAGCUGGCUUGGAAUUCCUGUGAUAAUAUGUCACAGGACGUUUUCGAUCAAAUGACGGGUUUGAUUGAACUGAAUUUAACACGAAAUUUCAUUGAGCGAUUUUUGCGUGAAGACACAGAGGGGCGCAUUUUCAAAAAUUUGAAAAUUCUUCAGUAUUUGUUACUUGCUGACUGUAAACUCCGGUAUCUUCCUCUGAAGUUGUUUCAAGGCCUAGUCUCUCUUAGAGGCUUGGACUUGUCGUAUAAUUUUUUGACGCAAAUUGAUGUUCAAUUUAGUGGUAGUUCACCUCUACAAUACUUAGACCUAAGUAACAAUAUUUUAAACAAAAUUGGAGCAAAGGUCAUGCAAAAAUUUGACAAUACUGCUAAAAUGAAUUUUUCUUUUGAUAACUUUUAUAUUGACCUGUCCAACAAUAAGCUGUCGUGUUCUUGUAAUGAUAUCGAUUUUAUUGAAUGGGUUUCACGUACAAAAGUUCAAUUCAUUGAUUUUAAUAUUGUUGUUUGUAUGUAUAAAAAUGGUAAACCAAUGAAAUUGCGGAAGGCAUCAGCUAUUUAUAGCGAUCUUUUGAAGGAUUGUGCCGAUUAUACAACCUUAAUCAUAUUUUCAUCUUUAGGACUAGUUCUUUUUCUAAUCAUUACUCUUUGCGGUAUGAUAUAUCGAUACAGAUGGGAUCUCAGAUAUUUUUAUUACUCGAUUAAACUGAGAGUGAACGGGAACAAAAUACUUAUCAAUCAAGGUGAUGAUUUAGACUUUAUGUUUGAUGCGUUUGUUUCAUACGCAAGCGAAAACGCCAGGUUUGUGAAGAAUGAUUUGGUUCCACAACUUGAAGACAGGCGUCGUCUGCAGCUUCUGGUACAUGAUAGAGAUUUCAGAGCGGGAGAAUUCGUUAAUGACAACAUCAUGCAGGCGAUAGCGUCUUCACGGAAGACACUCAUUUUAAUGAGUAAAGAUUUUCUUAAAAGUGAAUGGUGCAUAUUUGAAAUGAAUAUGGCAAGAAUGGAAAGUAUCAAAACCGGAAGAAAUGUCGUCUGCUUGGUGAAAUUGGAAGACUUUCCGGUUGAAGGACUGCCGUUGGAGAUACUUGACAUUAUACGUCAACAGACUUACAUUGAACGACCCGAAAAUGAUGACCACAUGGAUAUGUUUUGGGACAGAGUACAAAAUGCUUUGAAAUAAUUGAAAUUGUGUGACAUUUUUCUUCGCUUAAAUAUUGUUCUGAUUUCAAUGAAUUUGUAAUAAGCAUGUCAUUUACAUAGCAUUGCACAUGCUUUUGCUGCAUUUAUUACCGCAUAUCAUACAUGUAUUAAUCUGACUCUUCGGUUUAAUUAUCAAAUCGUUCGUAAGUAGUAUCACAAUGCUAGAUCUAUAUCUUAAUAUGUUGUAUUUAAGUAUCUGGUAGUAUAGAGCGCUUACAUAACUAUGUCUUGUUGUUGUUGUUGCGAUCA